Molecule: messenger RNA, 3005 nt
Organism: Anguilla rostrata (American eel)
Lineage: Eukaryota; Metazoa; Chordata; Actinopteri; Anguilliformes; Anguillidae
Product: guanylate-binding protein 1-like
Exons: 11
Coding region: 281-2161 (626 amino acids)
Molecular function (GO): GTP binding; GTPase activity
Source: RefSeq, a predicted model, not a curated record
CAGUACGCCUAUUCUUUGCGCAUUAAAUCCGUUAAUCUUUGUAUUUUCAGUCGUCUUGGUAUUUUCACCACUAAUAUACAAGCCAAACAAGUUAGACCCGUGCACCACUGACUAUUCUGAGAAGCAAUCCACAAGUAGUCUAGGCUACUAACACCGAACGAUCGAAAAUGAAACCAAACCUGAAGCGGUUUCUCCUUUCACUCUCUGAUCAUUAAGUGCUUGUUAUCCGCAGAAGAGGUGCACUCAGAGCCUGCCUGUGAAAAGUCAACUAAUAAGCAUCAUGUCUAGUGGCACUGUUUCAAUGCGUGAACCAAUCUGUCUGGUUGAAAACGAGCAGGACGGGAACCUGCGCCUCGUGCCAGAGGCUGUAGAGAUCCUGAAACAGAUAGAUCAGCCUGUGGUUGUUGUGGCAAUAGUGGGUCUGUACCGCACUGGGAAGUCAUACUUGAUGAACAAGCUGGCUGGGAAGAGAAAGGGAUUUGCCCUCGGAUCCACCAUACAGUCAAAGACGAAGGGCAUAUGGAUGUGGUGCGUCCCUCACCCGAAAAAAGCGAACCACACCCUGGUGUUGCUGGACACCGAAGGGUUGGGGGAUGUGGAGAAGGGAGAUGCGAAGAACGACAACUGGGUCUUUUCUCUGGCGGUCCUCCUGAGCAGCACGCUGGUGUACAACAGCAUCGGGACCAUCGACAAUGACGCUCUGCAACGGCUUCACUAUGUGACGGAACUGACGGACCACAUCAAGGUGAAAUCGCAGGCCGGGGACGAGGACGAGUCCACUGAGUUUAUGCGCUUCUUCCCCUCCUUUGUGUGGACAGUUCGGGACUUCACCUUGGAGCUGGUGCAUGAUGGGAACCAGAUAACCGCUGACCAAUACCUGGAAAACGCUCUCAAGCUGAAAUCUGGGCUUUCGAAGCAAACCACGGACUACAACAUGCCACGGAGCAGCCUCCGGAGCUUCUUCCCCACCCGGAAGUGCUUUGUGUUCGACCGUCCCGCCAAUGCAGAGAAGAUGAAGCACAUGGAUGACCUGAGCGACGAAGACUUGGAACCCUCCUUCGUGGAGCAAGCCAGGAGCUUCUAUAAUCACAUCAUGAGCGAAACCAAAACCAAAACCAUGAAAGGGGGCUAUUAUAUGACUGGCAGAAUGCUGGGGAACCUCGCAAAGGUGUUUGUGGACGCUAUCUGCAGUGGUCAGGUUCCCUGCCUGGAAAAUGCAGUUGUGGCUCUGGCCCAGAUUGAGAACUCUAAUGCAAUAGCUGCUGCUGUGAAGUCCUACAAGGAAGAGAUGGCCAGUUGGGUUGCCUUCCCAACUGAAACACAGGAGGAGCUGUCACGUAUACACGGCAAUGUCGAGAAAAAUGCUGUCGAGAUCUUCAUGAACCUCUGCUUCAAGGAUGAGGAUCAGAAAAACCAACUUGAGCUAAUGAAACUGCUGCAGACAGAGUACAUGGCAAUCUGCGAGAAGAAUGUUGUUGAAUCGCAGAAGGCUUGCGAGUCCAUCAUCGGGCAAAUAUUCGGGCCUCUGGAGAAAAAUACUGCAUCUGGACAAUACAUGUCAGUUGGAGGAUACCAGCAGUACCGCAAGGCGUUACGAAAUGGCAUCUCAAAAUACAGAUCAGCACCGGGAAAAGGAAUAAAGGAUGAGGAAUGUCUAAAGGAAUACCUGGCCAAGAAAGAACCUGUUGAGCAAGCCAUAAUGACUGUGGACCAAUCUCUCAGUGAUGCACAACGGAAGGAAGAAGAACUUUGGGCAAAAAUGGAGGUCAUGUAUCAAGAGACUCGUGCUUCUGAGGAGCAGAGAAAGAUCACGGAGAGGCAGCUGAUCGACCAGGAGCGAACCUUCGAAGAGAACAAGAAGCAGCUGGAGGAAAAGUUGGAGGAGGACAAGAAGAAUGCUGCAAAGGAGUUAGACAUGGUCCUGAACAGCAAGCUGCAGGAACAGGAGGAGCUCAUUAAGCAAGGCUUCGAAGAGAAGGCACAGCUCAUGAAGGAUGAAAUUGAUUCCCUCAAGAGGGAGAAGGCUGAAAACGAGUCCCGUUCAUAUAUUCCUACUAUUUUGAGUGCCAUGGGACAAGCUGCCGCCAUAUUUUUGCCAGGAAUCAUCCCAAAGGUAGCAGGGGUGGGUGUCUCAGCUCUUUCAAGCCUGCUUAAAAAAUAGGCUGAAGGAGAAUAACAGUUCUGAGACACGGUAACCUGUCAUUUGUGCUGUGAAACAUGUCACAAUCGACACUGUCACCGUUUUAACAAAGUGCCCAAAACUUUGUUUGAACGUCUCUCUUCUCUCUGCCAUAAGGAGCGAGAAGCCGUAAAGUAAAACUAUGAAAGUACAGUGCUGUGAAAACAGUAUCUUAUUCCUAGGUGCAGGGUAGAAAAAGGCUUAGGGAUGCGGGGUUUUAACUCUGAGGUUGUAGGUCUGAUUCCCAGAGUGUGCACUGCUGUUGCACCCUUAGGUACUAAACCUGAAUUGUAUCGUGCUUAAAAUAUUAUGAGCGUAACCUCUUGUAGCAGCAGCAGUAUCAUUGCUUUUUUGGGACAGAAAAAUGCAAUGACCUGGAUUCAAUCAACAUUUGUCCUUAACUUUGGCGUACAGGGAAACAAAAGUGUAAGUAUUACACUUUUUCGCCACAAACUCAGUUUGGCAAGUUAGUCUCAGUGAUUGCUAAACUCAGCAAACUAUGUGAAGAGAGAAAAAUUGUUCAAUCACAAAUCACAAUUUGUGAUUUUAAUUAGUUUGUCAAAGUUAAGGACAAAUGACUGAAUCCCAGCUAUGGUGUGGGUAUCAUGCAAAAUGUUUAGCAUUUCCAAAAAUAAUAUGAAUUCACAGCAACAGCUAUUUGCUUUGAAGUAGUUGUUUGUUUUAAGGGAUUUUAAUUUAUUUGAACACAAUGUGAUUUAAUCUCAUCGGUUUCUGUACCGAUGUCAUAUGCUGCUGAAUUAUGAGACAUUUGAAUAAUGAAAAAGAAUAAAACACAGACAUGGCUUUUUGAGCAGCACCAACAAAU